AAUGCGCAUGCCCAACAGAAAACUCCAUUAUUUUUUUUUGCUCGGAAUCUGUAAAAAAAAAAAAAAGAAAAGAAAAAAAAGAAAACAGUGGGAAACUGUGAAUUUGGGAUUACAUGGAUCGCUAUGGUUGUCGGAGUAAAUCUGAACGCCGGACGGUUUAGCAGAGCAGAGACCGAGCCAGCGGCUGGAUAAGCGCGCAGCGGGAGCGGGACCUCCUUCAGCCUGGUCGGGACAGAAUCAACUCGCCAGCUAACUCUGGAUUCUCCCGCGAGCCAGAAAAGCGAAGACUCCCAAAACUUCGCCAACACACAGAGAGAGCGAGGGAGAGAAAAAAGGUGGAUAGGUCCUGCUAACACUAACGGUAGCUAACGGCUGUCAAUAAGCUCUUUAUAUUCAUCCUGGACCCUACUCUGAUGUGAACUGAACAAUCUACAAGAGUCAUCCUCUAAAUUCAGGAUCUUAUUGUCCAGGUGUUUGGGCAUCGAGUCAGGUUUUACUGGCAGUCUGUGUGCUUCUAACCCACCAGUAUGUACAUUGGACAGUGGAUACCCUAGCCAAAACAGAUCCUGGCUUCUCAAAGAUGACAAGGUGCUGGCAGGCCGCAGCUACAAAAUGAUGGGAGGCAGUGAGACUGUCAGUGGGGACAAGGAUGGGGUCCACACCACUGCAAUACACGUCCCCAUCGGCUGGCAAAGGAGAGUGGAGGGAGGGCACGUGAUCUAUCUCAGUCCCAGUGACACUGCUCUAUGCUCUCUGGAUGAGGUCAAGACCUAUCUGUUGACUGAUGGCACCUGCAAAUGUGGUCUUGAGUGUCCACUCAUUGUCAAUAAGGUUUUCAACUUCACUGUGGGAGCGAAGGUGGAGCAGCACAGCCAGCCGUUAGGCAAAGCAGAGCAGGACAUGACCAAACUGUGUAACCACCGCAGGAAAGUGGUAGCAAUGGCUGCUCUCUGUCGGAGUAUGCAGGUCUCACAGCUGCCCUUCGCCAACCUUCAUCAUGCAGAGAUGAGCAGUGGAGUGGACAGCCGUUAUCCAAAGCGAAUACUUGUUGAUCGGGAAGAAGAGGACCACAGCAUUUACCAUCCCAAACUCCAUCCGGUCCCAGCUCGACCCCACAGCAACCUCCAUAUACACCCCUCUGCCAGCCCCAAAUCCUCCCACCAGUUUAUUUACCCUUACAAUGGUUCCUCCCCUGUCCUUCACACAGGCACAAACUCUCACCACUCCCUAGAUGCUUUGAGAAGGCUUCAACAUCCUCCUCCUCUUCCUGCCUCCUCCAGCUCUUCCUCCACCUCCCCAUUCCCAGCGUACAGCACUGCCCAGAGAUCACCUCGCACCCCCACACCUCAAGGUCAAAGAACUCCCAAAACCCCAGAGACUCCGGGUUCUCCUCGGCUCGGGCCCCUCUCUACACCUCCUCCCUCUUCCCCUAUGAGCAUGGGUGGAGGAGGAAGAGGAGCACAGACUCACGCUCAUCAUCAUGGUGUCAUUGUGGGAGGCUCCCCCCUCUCUCCGUCUCCCUCCCUUUCUCCCUCUGUUCAUAACAUGAACUGUUUGUCUCCUCACCAGCGGUCCCGCCACCCUUCUGCCUCUCCUUCCCCUCUCUCUGAUCAGGGAGGAGGCUCAACAGUGGCAGGAGGAGGACUGAUGGGAAGUAACUUGUCUCAGAGGAGGAAAUCCACCUCUUCCUCUCCACACUCCCCUCUCCCUGGUGGCUCCCCAAACCCCAGCCCCCACUUCCCUAAGUACAAGCUGGAAGACAUCUUGGAGCAGUUUAAGAACUCAGGCAACAGCAGCACUAAUAACCACCUCCAACUCCCUACCAACCUUUCCUUACUGACCAACCAAAGCAGUAGCAAUCCUAAUGCUCCCCCCUCAAAGCCCUCAAAGAGUACCAUGAGUCAGAUUCCUAGCGCAGGACCACCAGGUUUUGGGUUGAACUCUGCAGGGACUUCUAGUUUACCUCUGGGGCCAUUUCUGAACCAACAUCACAGCCAUCAAGGGAAGCUGUCACACACAACUUCUUCUUUCCCUGCGAGUAGCCUUCUCUCUGCGGCUGCCAAGGCUCAGCUGGCAAACCAGACAACCCACGUCCAGAGCUCAAAGGUGGCCAGCAACCUGGUGAGCUUGCCAUUGUCUCUGGAGGUCUUGAAAGACGGACAGCAGCAACAGUCAUCCAAGGUAACAAACAGCACUUUACAUAGUAGCCACCCUCUCUCCUCCAAAGCUUCUACUAGGCCUCCCCAUCCUUCCCUUGCAGCAGCCUCCACCAUCCUUUUCCCUCCAUCCCACUCUUUGGCCCAAUCCCUGGCUUCCUCCCUGCCCCACCUACCUCCUGCAACGGAGCGCAAUGCGUCGCACAGGAAGAGGCAACGGCGAUCUCCCACAGUGCUCAGCAUGCUAAGAGACACCCAGCAGCUGGAUAAUGGGCCGCAGAAGACCCCACCAGGAGACUCUGCUACAGUUAUCAACCUAUCCUCCUCUUCCUCUUCCUUCCCCACCUCCUCGCACUCCCCCUCUACCUCAGCUGUGCAGAACCAGAAUGCUGUCCUGUUAGAAAACCAUCAUCAUCAUCUUCUCCCCGGGCAGACGCCAAGGCUCCCCGUUUCUCGACAGAUGCACCUUUCCAGACCUCCUAGACAAACUGAGGCUCUGGACUUCACUACAGGCCUGACACCUACACCUCUUGGCUUGGAUCCUCCAACUCAGCCUCUGUCUGCUCUGUUGCACCUGCUCAGUGUGCAGAACGCGCAGGCCUCAGCAUCUCACUCUGCUUCAGCUCAGCCAGGAUCCGUGUCUCUUGAAGGAGGUGGACACACUAAUAAACAGAGCCCCAGACGGUCACCCUCUUCUCCCGCCUCUCAUUCUAACGUCAGGCACUUACAGACUCGGUCACCGUGCCGAACCAGUAACACUAAUUCUCUACACUCUGGGCUUCAGCCGCUUUCUCCUCCCCCGACUUCCUCUCAGUUCAGAUCAGUGCACUCUCCAACGCAUCCUCAGUCUACAAAAUCAAAUCCUCUACUGAGACAUUCUACUUGUUCAGCAACACUGCCCAACUCAAGUUCAGCUUUACACAACAGCAGCAGCCCAUCUUGGCAUACGUUCCAGACUCCCGACAAGCAUCAACCAACUGAGAAUCACAUUCCUACAAUAGACUUUGUUUCCCAGGAACACUUGCAGGAAACCUCGCCACAGGGCACUGUGGCAACAGAGAUUGGUACUACAAGCAUAAAUUCAUCACUGGACCUGAGUAAUUCUCAAGGCAGUGUUUCCAUGGCGAUAUCCAGCUCCCCGAAGCCUCUUGAUCUUAGCAACCAUGUCCUGGCCCUUCUCGCAGCAUCUUCCACUGUACCCCAGGAGGAGGUCAGCUCCUCUGACCGUACCACUGAUGUUGUGAUGUCUUCUCAAGGAAAUCCCACUGCAGGGCCAGAUGAGUCUAGAUGUGCAGACCCGAAGGUGACCAAACCUCCAGUAGCCACGAGCCCCGGGCCAGCUAGCUUCUCUCGUCUCGGGGAUAAUCACAGCCCUCAUACACCUUCAGCCGUGGGUGACUCAACCUCUCCCUUACCUCUGGCAGAGGCCUUCCCCUUCAUGAACCAAGAGCAGCUGCUUCAGUUGCUGUCAUCCACAGGAGGCCUACCGUCCCUCCUGGACCCAACAGUCCUGGCUUCAUUACCCCUUGGGGGGAUGUGGUUGGGAGGGCAACAUGCACAGAUACCCAAUGCCACUGCACCACAACCACCACAGACUCUUGCAGAGCAGCAGCAGCAGCAGUUACUCAUACACCAACAAGAGACACAGCAGCAAAACCAUUAUCAGCAACAGAAGCAGUUAAACAACAAUCCUCUGUUUACCUUGUUGCCCUUGUUGAGCGGUGCACAUGGGGAGCUGCCUCUAAACCUUUUGGGCCUCCUAAAUCCACUCCCACCUCCAGGCUCAACCUCCAACCCAGGGCAGGAAGCUGAUUUAGGGCUAACAGAAAAACCGAGCCUUCAGGCUCUGAUUAUGGCCUCCUUGUUACUCGGGCAACAGCAGGGGCCUUUGUUACCGCUAUCUGGGCUAGGUCAGUUGAGCCAGGUCAGCUUGGAAGUUCCUUUACAGCAGUCGCAACACAUCACCACCACAUUGGAGGGCCUCACCUUGGAUAAGACCUCUGGCCUCCUGGAUCCAUCAACCCUAUCGGGCGCGGGGCUCUUGGAGGUCGCCCAAGGCCUUCUCCCCAUUCCCCCAGGAGCUGAGGGCUCUCUCCAAGCCCUACAGUCUUUGCUCCUUUCUGGCACUCUUCCUCCUCCCCACACAGCCUUCCUGCCCCUCAGCCCUGCCUUGCUCACUGCUGCCCUGAAUUCUGCCGAGCUCCACCCAUCUCCGCACACCCAAUUAGCUUCUGCACAGCAAACCCAACAUACCCAACCUCAGGUAUCCACUGAUGCUGGUGUUGACACCCUCAUCCCCCUCUCUCUCCAAGGCAAAGACAACCCCAUCCUCCAACAGUUACUGCCCACUUUGCUUAACUCUGCUGUUUUAGGAGAUCUUUCUGGCAUCGCAGGACUCCACAACUUGUUGGGGAUUGGAGCAGGUUCCAUCCUCCUACCCCCAGUCCAGACCUCUGCAUUGGGCAUGCCUCUGCUGCACGGGCCUGAUGGAGCUCUCAACUUGCUUAACAACCUACAGCUACACCUUGCACCACACUCAGAAGGAGACAAGCCAAUGUCAUUGCAGGAAACACACAGUCCUGCCCCACAGGAAGACAUUCCAGCCAGUCAGAUGGCUCCCGAUGUCGUACCCAGUCCGGUUCCAGCUCCAGUUUCAGCCCCGGCCCAAGAACACAGCCCACCCCCACAGCGGGUAUCUGAGGGCAGGUCUGUUAUCGAUCCUUACACCUCAUUCAUGGACACGAUCUAUACCUCCUUCCUUCAAGUCAGUGCGAAAGAGCAGGAAGGCAGGCCCCACAUGGGGCCAUCUGACCCCACUUCACCCUUCUGUGCCUUACCACCGGUUUCUUUCCCUGUGGAUCACCAUACCCCGUCCACCCCUGUUCAAACUCUGCCCCAGGCAAGUGCCCCAGUCUCCCUCAGCCCACGGCGGGCCUGUUCCCUCCACAACCCAGACUUAUCCCGACUCAGCUUGGAAGCAACAGCCCAUUCCCCAGCCCAAGGGACGCCCAAACCCACUGAAGAUGGGCCUAUGUCACCGUUACAAAGGAAACCGGUUAUGGUAGUGGGACAUACCCACCCAGAGCCUCCUCUCCCAUCCAUGUACUUUGAGGAAGCUAAGACAGACUGUACAGGCCCUGCUGUGUGCCCAUAUGUGGAGGCGGGGGUAGAUAGGCAGGGGCAUCUUCUCCAUGCAGGGUACCUCAGUCCCAGGGAUGGAUGCAGUGGGAGGCCCAAUGAGGAGACAGCUGGGACAUUGCUGCGGACCGAACAGGGAAGGGAUCAAGCGGGAGCAGCGGGUGGAGCCAGAAGAGGAAGGAAAAGGAAACAAACGCUACAGAAUGUGUUGGAAGACUUCAGAGACAUGGAUGCUGCAGCACUAGAGGAAACCAAGGCCACGACAGCACUGCUGAAGCCUGAGAGGUCAGUCCGUGGCAGGAGGCGGCGAGGCGCCAGGUCUCAGAGGCAGUGAUUGGUGGAGGGAGCUGUAAGUCAGAGCUGUUCACCAAUCAAACGUCGGCCAGACGCCUCACUUUUCCCCUCCAUCUCCACCAUCUUCACCACUGUUUAGACCUGUCUCUCUUCUUCUUUUUUUUUGUUCAACUGCACUAAUAUUAUGCCGUUGUCAUGUCAACCAUUGUUAUGGCAACCAAUAUGAAAAAAACUCAUAGGAGAGAGAUCUAGGCAGAAAAGUUAAUUUAUAAAAAUGUGUGAAAAAAAAAUGUAAGAGGUUUUGUGGAUACUUUUUCACUUCGGUCUUCUCAUAGGUCUAGUUCACAAAAUAAUGGUUGCUUGACAUUGUGAUCAGAGAUCUGUUAAUUAUGGUUGUUGUUAGAAUUAUAUCAAUGAGAAAACACACAACAAACAAGAGUACUGUUUUCUUCUCGUCAGUGUAUAACUGUGAGUCAGGAUAAAGCCCAACUACUUGAACGAUGCUCUCCGUUGAAACUGUGUGUGUGUGUGUGGAAGUGUGUGUCUUUAUGUGUCUGAGUGUGUGUUGGACAACAGUGCUAGUGCUGAGCCCCUCACUGUCCGACCGUUAGUGGAAGUUAUUGUCAUUUGAGGAAACAAGACCGUAUCUGUUUAUACGAUAAAGCGUUCUCUGCAGAGACACACAGUGGUUGUAAUUCAAGGACAUGUUUUGAAGGGUUUUUUAGAAGGUGCUGGAAGAGAAUAUAAGAAGGAAUAGACUUGAGUUUUCUUUUCUGUCACAGUAUAGAAUAUCUUUCGUAUGAGACAAGCCAAGGAAAUAAUGUUCACCUUAUCAGGUUUCAUGAAUCCGUUUACAUGAGCCACUGGUCACACAGAAAAUACCGUUUAAUCCUGAUUCCAUGUGUCCUGUGAGACGCUCCUUUGGGAUUUGUACAUCACCAAGAACUAAGAAAACGUUCAUUUAAAGUUACCUUUAAACAACUUUUGAAUCAUGUCACAAAACACGUCGGGAUACCCCGACAGGUCACAGUGAAUCUGACAACAUCCAGUUGUUGACGGUCCACAGCAGAUGUGGAACAAUUCAGAACAUGUUUGAGCAUCAUUUGCCAAGUGUUGGCAACCCACUUGCAUUUCACAUACUGUCACCUGUCACUGAAGAAUUGCACAACACUUUGGUAUGAUGGAGACUAUUUUGUAUCCAUUGAUCUGACACUCACCCAAACGUCCACUCCUCAGCGAGGAGAUAAAUGUCUGGAAAAGGUAUCGAAUUUUGACAUUGAAUAUUUGCAGGAAUCCCGAGUCCAUACAAAGUACAGUAUGUCAUUUGAUUGGAUGAAGGAAUGGCUGGAUAACCUAAACACAGUGAGCACUGACGUCUUGCAUAGAUCUGUUGAGUUUAUUGCUGUGGAUUUGGAGUCAUUUCUUCCCUCUGUCUCCUCAUGUCUUGAUCUCUCCUCCAAACACUGCCCUGCCCCAAGAGUCCUGGCAUCUCUUGCUGUAUUUAAAAAAUAAAUAGAAAGUGAAAAAGAAAGCAGAUUAUGCAAUUUCUACACUUGGAGAUUUGUACAUAUGUACAGUUAAUGUGUUUUAUUUUGAUUUUAUAUUGUUAGAGAAAGAGACAAGAGAGAAAACAAUGAAUUGUGAACUUUCUGGGAAUUGUAAUUACGUAUUUUUCUCAUUCUACCCUUUGCUUUCAAUACUUAUGUUUAAAAAAGACGAUUAAAUUGUGGACUGUA
This is a messenger RNA of Cyclopterus lumpus (lumpfish), 7324 nucleotides long. RefSeq names its product methyl-CpG binding domain protein 6 (gene mbd6). Gene Ontology annotation, molecular function: DNA binding; chromatin binding. Bases 613 to 5628 code for a protein of 1671 amino acids. The transcript is spliced from 14 exons. Lineage: Eukaryota; Metazoa; Chordata; Actinopteri; Perciformes; Cyclopteridae. The record is from RefSeq and is a predicted model, not a curated record. Gene Ontology annotation, cellular component: nucleus; chromocenter.